Messenger RNA from Lepidothrix coronata (blue-crowned manakin), 9336 nucleotides. RefSeq names its product CD96 molecule (gene CD96). Lineage: Eukaryota; Metazoa; Chordata; Aves; Passeriformes; Pipridae. Gene Ontology annotation, biological process: cell-matrix adhesion; inflammatory response. Bases 7387 to 9336 code for a protein of 649 amino acids. The transcript is spliced from 16 exons. The record is from RefSeq and is a predicted model, not a curated record.
CCUACCUGCCUUCAGCAACUGUGCCUCUCCACCUCUGGUAUGUUCCCAAGCUCUUCUCCAGAGAGCUGUCUAUGAUGCAAAGAGGUCAAUAAUACAAAUAAUUAAUGUCAAGUGGCUGUCAAUAGAUACUAGGUCUAAAAACAUAGCACAUGUAAACCCAUAUUAAUUAAUUGCAUCCCACUCUGAAAUUUGAACAGUAAGCAAAUUAGGAGGGAUAGUAUGGUGAUAAUGAUCAAUGCUUAUUUUUUCUGGGGAGAUGUUGAGAAGCAGAGCAGCUUUGGCACAGCUAAGUCCUUCCUGGAGUUGGUUUAUCUCUCCCCUUCUUCUGAAAUUGAAUUUUUAAAUAUUUGGUUGUUAAGGGUAUAAUGCCUACUUUACAGAAAGUUGAGGUGCUCAAUCACAAUAUUAAAAAUUCCUUUAAUGUAUUUAUUUAAAAUACAAAACCAGAAAUUACGUAGGAAAGCAUCAAAGGAGAAAUCAUAUUUUUAUCUUGACACACAGAUUGCUUUUUCAUGUGAUCUGAUCCACAUUCUUGCUAUUUAUAUUUCAUACUUAAUCCUUGCAUCUGGUGCAUUUAGUCAAAUCCAAUCCUCUGCUCUCAGAAGCAUUUCAGCAUCUUCUGAACAAGACGGAGGAGCAGGGAUCUCAUCCUGGCACACACAGGCCUUGAAGGGGGUAAUAGCAAACAAGACGUGUCAGUCAGACCAAGUCUCCAACACCACCAUGCUAAAAAGAGCCCAUAUGAAAGAUUUUUUCAUAUAGACAUAUCAGUAUUUGUGGAGUGGAAGCUACUGGGGUUUUUUCUCUGAUAUUUGGAGGGGAGUGUCAGGUUCUCUAUGUUUCAAAGUUUUUUUUGCAAAUGGAACAGUGGAGGAAAGAGGUACAGGAAUAAAAGAUAUAGAAAGGCCCUGUUUUUUAAUAUAUAAAAUAAUCUCACUAGAAUGAACAAGGAGGAGACAAAUAGGGAAACAGAGUAACAUAUUUUUACUUUUAGAAUAAUACAGUUCUUUGCUCAGGUGUAGAAAGCUUUCAAUAGAAGUUUUUUUCUUUGCACGCUCAAUCUUACCCAAGUCCAGGCUGCUGCCCACACCAGUCUUUGUCUCUCCUGCUGAUUCCCUGUCAAUAGUUUCAGGACCCAGCGAUAGUGCAGUGAAAACAAUCUCCCUUCUGAGGGCAGUUUCUCAGAGGGGCAGGUGACUGUGAACAUCGGUGCAGUUACGAGGAGCUGAUGUGGUGCGAGGAAUCUGGAAGGGAGCAGGGUGGAGAAGCCAAGGGGAGGGAGAGCCCGGUAUUGUGCUGCCCAGGGACCACCCUGCACGGGAUUGGGGCAGAGGGUGCAUCACCUGAAGCUCUUCCCUUACCUAACAGCGAGCAUCACUUCCUAGGAGCAGGAACAGUUGGCUGGGUGAGAGCUGGCUUUUCAUCACAUAAGUGCCUGUCUGGAGGACACCCUCCCCACAAGGCAGAAGCUGUCCAAGUUCAGCAGCUAAGGAGAGAGGAAGUGAUGAGGGGUGGGAUCCUGCUGCCUGGCCAUAAUCAUGAAGGAGUGUGUGAAAUACAACAUUCAAGCACACAAAUCUUGUUCCAAGGAACAGUGCUUUGUGAGAGGAAGGGCUGGGAAUCACCACAGAUUUUCCCAUGCAUCGUCCUCAUGUUCUUCCUUUGAACUCCUUGGCUUCUGCAGAGGAAAGGGGUCAUGGUAGAUAUCCAAGAACAGCAGUAGAUAUCCAAGAACAGCAUUUUCUCAUCUAGCAUCACUGUGAGAAGCUGAUAGGUGAACACCUCCUAUCUGGGGGAGGAAAAACGUAAAGGAAGAGCAGGGAGAGGAAAAGAGACAAUAUGUAAAAGUGGUUAACAGUUAAGGAGCCUGCCUCUUAGGUGCCACUGAACUGAAAGUACUAAGAAAAGUUCUCCAAACCAAGAUCUUAACUUUGGUCAUGUUGGAUAUUCUUCCAGCCAAGUAGCACAAUUUGUUGAGCACAACUAUUUCUCACAGACUACUCUGUGGAGCCCCUUUGGAUGCUGAGAAAGUGAGCAGUUUUUCCUCAAUCUCUGAUGGAGUAGCCAGUGUUAUCAAAACAUGGUGAGCUGCAGUAAUUCCUACAAUUAUUCAUGACUGAUUUAUUACUUGAUUUUAGGAAUUCAGUUUAAAUAGACUUUUUUUCCAUCUCCCCUGCUCCCUAAUUGAUUAUUUUUUUGAAUGCUGAACCUUUGAGUUUCUCUCAUAAAAUAGAUUAGAGUCAUUAUAGCUGUGUGCUUUUUAAUCAUUCUGCAGUAUAAUUACUGUUUCUACUGUUGUCUUCUGGUUUACACUGUUUCUUUAUUAGCAGCUUUUAUUGCCAGAAGCUUUAAACAUUUAAUAAUCUGUCAAGGUGGUAAUUCAUUGGGGUUUUGUUUUUUAUUUUUUACUUGAAGACCUUUUCAGUGAUAUCUUCAAGCACCUGGUCUGCCCAGAUGUUUUAAUAUUCACUUAUCUCUGUCCGGUUGGCCUCGUGUUGUUUUUAAUUGCCCUUCUUCUGGAUAACCAAAGUUACCCAUUCAUCAUACAGAGAAUGUAAGUAAGUCACAUGUGACUGUAUCAGGCAGUAGGAAAACAGACCCUCCAGAAACAGUAAUGAGGCUGAUGGCCAGAGAUGACACAUGGCCUGUCUGUUGGCACUAGCAAAAGAACUUUCUUGCAGCCUGAUACAGCAUUCACAGUAAAUGCAGACUGUAGUGGUUUUCAUAAUAUGGACGGAUUACACCACCAUUUCCUGGUUUUAAUGUUUUUUGGGAUUUCCAUUCAGAGUCCCUGCAGGAAUAGAGCCAUUCUUCUCCCCAGGCUCCCAUAGGCUUUUCCUAUACAGCAUGCCAGCAUGGAGCAGCUUGCCUUUCUCAAAUGCCAGGUGAAGCCAGAGAAUUUAAAGGCAAAAGGCUCUUGGAUUGCAAUUCUUGCUGACCUGAGUGUAAGCUGCAGGGCUGUGGCUCCCCAAGGAGUCCUGUAGGGCUGUUCCUCAGCAGCUGGUGUGUCCAUCAGCCUUCCCUCAUGGCUGAUGGGCCGCACUGUUGAAUGAUGGCAGAUUGCAGCAGUGAGGACACCAGUCUCCUCUGGGGCCAGAGCCAUGAGCUGCAGCACUGCCCAGUUCUCAUGGAGUGCACAACCAGGAUACCCCGUGUCCCACUGGGACAAGGCACGGGUGGCUCUGCUGCAGCAGCUGCUCCUUACCCAAAGUGCCUGCUGGAGCUGUCAGCCUGGCUUCUGCAUGUACCCCUGUGCCCCCACCAUGGGCAUGGGGUCUCAGAGCUGGGGGAGCACACUGCAAGGCAUCUUUUCCCAUGUCCAUGAGAUGGUCAGAGACUGGACAGCAUCAGAAAGGGCUGGAGGACAUGAACAGUUUGGUAUAGAUUACUGAGACAGAUGACACGGUGACCUGUCGGUAGGUAAAGGACUGUGGUGGUAAGAAAAUGCUCAAUUCUCCCCAUCCUCGGGGGGAGUGGGUUUCCCUGCACUAGAAGUAAAACUAAAACUUCUCGGUGAGGAAAGAUGGUGGAGGUUGGAAGCAGAAUUCCCAGGGACCUGGUGGCAUUUCAGCUGCUGGUGAUUUCAAAAGAGUGCAUGUGACACAAGACUGUCAAACUGACACACACAGGAUGGGAUCCUCCCUUCUGGCAGGGCAGCAGGUCAGGCUGCCUCUUAGUUCUCUUCCUCCUCCCACUUUCUGUGUGUGGAAGUGCACGACAGAGGGAAUAGAAAUGCUGGGAUUUGCACAUGCUACUUUCCCCUAAAGAUGAAAACAAAAACACAGAGUAAAAGUCGGGUUGUGAUUUUGACGUACAUAGAAAAGAAAAAAAUCCAAAGGAAGACAGUAAUCAUUUAUGACUAAAAAGAGAGUCAAGAAUUACUUUUGAAAAAUAAGAUAUUUACUUAUAUUUUAAAUAACUUCUUACAGAUUUAUAUUUUCUUCACUUUAUAGUUGUGUGCUGGGAAAAUGGUUACUUUACUUUUUCCUAGCAUUCCUUCAACCACUUUGAGGUAAGCUUUUUCAUUAAUGGAAAUGACUGCAUUUCUUUUAGCACUUUGUCUGUGCCUUAUUUCAUCUUGUCAGAGAAAAGUGUCAGAUAUUAAUUCUUGGGGUUUUUCUUGUCUAUAUGAUAAUCCAGACAAGAUUCUGACAAUUUUCAGUACAAUAGCCUCCUCUCAGGAAAGCUUUGAUUGCACUAAAACAUACUCUAAAGUGCUAAUCUCUUAACCUUCUAGAGUUCAUUAUUUGGACAGAUAAAAAUUGAGUUUAAAAUGACCUAAAAGGUCUUCUUGCCAAGAUAUAAUCUAGUUAAAAUUUUCUCAAAUUGAAUUAUGUGGACUGUAUACCAUGUAUUGAUUAAAGAAAUCUUCUUAAUGUAGUCAUAUAAUAAGACUCUUGACAUAUUUUUUUUUUCUCCUUUGAUGGAGUUGGUUUUUAACAGAAACUUCAGCAUUUUGUUUUGUAAAACUGUCAUCAUAUUGAUGGCUGCUUAGCUGGACAAGGCUCUGACCUCUGGACCAAUUCUACAUUUGAGGAGAACACAACUGCAAAAUUAUCUAGUCCAGUGCCACUUGUGAAUAAAUUUCUCAUGUUACACUGAUAUGAAGAAGCUGAAGGCUGCUUUGGAUUACAUCCUGAAGGACCAAUGCUGUGGCCUUAGUUCAAGAUGCAUCCUUUGCACUUUUACAGUAGAAAUUUUGGAAAUAUAUUUUGAACCAACCUCUGGUCAAAGAGGAAGAGGCCUGAGGUGUUGCAAGAGGAAAGCACGGCAGUUUGCAGCAGCAGGUCCUUUGCUCCCAGGUUGCAGCCUGAUUGGUGGUGCUGAUAAGUUAUACAAGUCACAAACUUCAAAUGUCACCAUUAUCCAGCCACAUCUGCACUGUCACAAGUGGCAAAACGACAAAAGAAGUGGAUAUACUCAUGGUAUCUCUUGCUUCUGUUUUACACCCAUACUGUAAAAUGUUCAAUUCUAUUAGUUCUUAUUUAAACAAUUUCUCACUUCAGAAAAAGCAAACACGUUACCGACGUAAUACCUUGCCCUGCACCUCUAGUUUGGACAGAAGAGAUGCAUGAGUAAGUACUUGAGCAGAUGUAAAAACAUUGCUAAAGAAAUGGACCCUUAUGAGGAUCUAAUUUCAAUUUUGGGGCAAGUUAAUGUGUUGGCUUUGGGAUUACUUUUUUUUUUCUUUUGAAUGUAUUUUUUCCCGUAAUGCCAAUAAACUGCAAACAGGAUGAUAGAAAAGAAACUGCAUUGUGAGUCAUAAAAAGGAUUAUUGACUAAAUACCAGUUGUAGGAUCUACACUGCCAAUGUGUAAGCCAGAAAGCAUGUCUUGACUGUACAAUUUUAUUUCUAUUUUCAAAGCAGCAGCAGUUAAAAAAAUCAUUAUCACUUGCGUCUGAGCUGAUCAUGUUUGAUUUGGAUGUCACUGGGAUGCAAUAAACAGGAGACCCCAGGGUGCCAUUUUACUAAGACAGUUUUCAGAGAGGAACCACAGUUUCUGCAGCAAAGCACUGCUGAUUUACAUGGAUUUUCUUGUCACAUGUUUUGGCAAAAUGUAUCAGCUUGUGCUUCUUAGCAUCAACAAAUAAUACUUGACUUGCAAACGAGCUCCUUGGCAAGUACCCAGCCACAGGAGGCUUGGAGACUUGACUGUAUAAAAAAGACUUUCAUUUCACCAAUUUGUGAACUGGCACAACCCCUGCCAUAGUCGUUUGGAGCUGCUCUCUGAUCCUUGCUCUCGAGUCUUGGAUAUAGAAGCUAUUUAGCCUGUUAGAUUUUACCAGAUUCCAAGCAAUGAAAAUUAAACAUUUAUUUUUUCAAUUUCCAUGUAAAUGCCUCGAAGGGCUCUCAAGCUCAUUUGUGCUCUUAUGUUUGAAAUUAAUCUUUUCUACCAUGUGACACUGGUAUAUUUUCCCUCACUUUGUAGGCCUUUCAAAAUGUUCACCUUUUAAAGAAAAAAUAAGGCAGCUUACUUUGUAUUUUUCCUGUGCAGUCUUCUUGUUCAUAAUGAGUUUAAAUAUAAGGAAUAUAAACCCAUCUGGAAAUAAAAAUUAUGCACUAGGUUCACUAAAAAAAAGUAAUUACAUUAUAAUCAAACUGUCACUUUAUGAGAUAGUGGGAGAUGAAAUACACCACAAGCUGACAAAAGAAGAUGACGACUUGCUCUUUUAAAUAUCAUCCAUGGCACAAAGCAGUUGAAGAAAAUCUGAAUUACGUACAGGUAAUCAGGAAAGCACUUGGAGCUGGGAAGGUAAAACUCAGCACUAGGACCAGGGAGACAGAUAGGCUUUCUCAUGGUGGAAUAGGGAACCUUCAGCCUUAUGCAGCCCAACACAUGUACAGGCUACUACUGUCAACAGACUGACAGCCCAAGGUUGUUUGGACACAGCGUGCAAAACACGGACCUGUGAUUAGGAAACACAUUGAAUUCAUAUGUUGUGUUUUGCACGGACCUCCAAUCUGCCACUGUGGCAGUUUUGAGUUACUGUCCUUGUUCACCUUACUCAAAGUAAAUGUACCCCACCGAGCUGUCAGCCUGUAUUCAGCAGGGGCUGAUUCCUGUCUCAGGUUAGACAUGCAAGCCAACAGGGAAAAUCUGAAUGUGUAAGGAGUCAUCUUUUUUCACAUUUUGCUGUUUCUUGUGGCUCCUUCAACCUGCCUUAGUGUGAAUGGAAAUGCCUUGGUUUGAGGUGCAAUUCAUGGUCCUGUGUAGCCACUAGGUAGACAGCAGCAUUCAGGUGGGAGUGUUCUUCAGACCGUUGUCAUAUGAGCUGUUGUUGAAUAAAGCCCUUUUUCCCUCCUGAGGUAUUUCUUUGAGAUUUGAAUCUGUUCCCUGUUUUCUGUCCUCUGUCAGCAGUGGAUCCUUUUCACCAGCAGUCCCAGCAAAGGUCUUUGCACUGACACUCGAAAGCGGACUGGUGGCAAGCGGUGGGCAUGAAUGUGGGGCAUGGGAACAAAGAGAGCGACUGGUGAUGUGAUUUUGGAUGCAGUCUUGUCUUUCCAGCAGGGAGCAGGGAGGUGACAGGAAAAAUCUGCACAUCCCAAUGCUGAGACACUCAUCCCUGUAGCUGCCCCACCAAGGAAAAGCCAAAUACAGAGAGAUAUACUUCUUCCAGCUACCAACAAAGUCUGCUGUCCCUGGGCAUGUUUCAGUACCACCUCUCAUCCCUGCCAUCCAUAACCUGGUGUGUGACAUCCAGCUGUGGCACCUACAAAGCUGCCUGAAACUGAGGCUUUCACAUUUAAUAAAGCAUUUCUUUGAAGUCACGCUAAGUGACUAUGUUGCACAUCUGAACGGGGCGGACCAUUUCAACUUCCUUUUCUGAGUCCCUGACAGGAGCACCAAGAGAGAUACAUAUUUACCAGAACUUCAUCAAGUGAAGAUGGAAAAAAAGUGGCUCUUCUGUCUCUUUUGUUUCCUCUGGGUGCCCAGCAUCACAGGCCAGUCUAGAGACGUCAUUACCCAAACAGAAGUGGUCCGUGCUCUGCCAGGUACUGACGUGACCCUGGUGUGCCUCUUCCCAAAAUCACACACCACCCACAUAAUACAGACACAGUGGUCCAAGACUGAAGACAGCCAUUCUGCCAAAAUAGCUGUUUAUCAUCCCACUUAUGGCACUCAUUACUUCGAAUUUUCUGAGGCUUCUUACAAUUUUUCGGUGUCCUUCAGCACAAGGAAGUGCUGCAGCCAGGAUGUCACAGAAUCUUUGUGUUUCACCAAUCCAAACACCACGUCUGAAUGCAACCAGUGGGCUCUGCACCUGAAAAAUGUUACCGUCACCCUUAGUGGGCAGUACAAGUGCAGUUUUGCUACUUACCCAUACGGGACAAAGGCUGCAAAAAUUCAACUUAUUGUCAAGGCAGAAGAGGAGCAGCACUACCUGAAGAAAGUGUGGUUAAACCAGACUUUAGAAAUUCCAUGCCUUGAGGACACGACCUCAGAAAAUUUGUCCACUUAUCCUUUGAAAUGGCUAGUGGGUGACAAUGGCAGAAAAGAGGAACUUGUGACCAAGGAGCCCUCCUGUCCUGCCGUGUACAGGAACAGCAGCGCAGUGUACGGGCAAAGAGUCCACCUGGGUUUGAACAACACUUUACAGAUUUUCCCCAUCAAAAUCACUGAUGAUGGCAGGGUCUUUUCCUGCCACGUGGUCUAUCACCCAGAGAGAGUCCGGAAGAGCAGCACCACUGUGAGAGUAUACGCUUACCCUGAGAUCUCUGUUAGCCUGCAGGAGGGCUCAGCUGGCACCUCGCAGAAGCCCAGCGUGAGCUGUGUUGUGAGGAAGGCGUUUCCCAAGCCCAGCCUUGUGUGGUACGUGGACAGAGCAAACCUGUCGGAGCAGCCCGGAGAAAUUCCUGUUGUACAAGAAGAUUUGCAAGACAGUGAAGGUUUCUAUCAGAUGAGAUCAACGCUGAUGCUGCAAGGGACCCAAGAGACACAUAAGACAUUCUCAUGUGCAUGUCUGUUUCCUUCCCUCGGGAGUGAAAUAUGGAAUAUUUCAUCGGAAGAAAUAUUUGUUUCAUUUGACAAUAAGUCUAAUGAAGCUUCACCUGAAGCUUUUCCCACCAUGGUUUCAGAAGACCUUGGUAAUUCAACACUUACAUCAGCUGUCAUGACUGCCUCAGAGCCCCAGUCGACAUCUUUGGCCUCUCUGGAUUUCACAAGUCAAGCAAACUUGGCUCCUGCUUCCAUAACACAAGGAGCGCUGGCUUUUAAUGCAGAGACAAAAAGCUACACCAGCACCGCAGCAUUAACUGAGAGUCUGACAGCAGCACGUAAUCUGUCCUACAGCGUCACAGACCAGACAAUUUCAGCUACGGGAGGGAAAGAUUUCUUUACUACCAGCAGCCUGCUCAACAGUACUGUGCUCAGGGGUGCCACCGCUGCCUGCGGCGGGCGCCGCUCCCCGACCCGCCCAUCUCCGACAGGAUGCUGCUGCCGCUGCCUCCGCAAACGGGGGAUGAGCAGGGUGACGAUCCCCGCGGGACUCCGCCUGGCUGAGGAGCGCUUCCAGCCUGUCCGGGAGGUUUUCCACGGAGCCCCCCAGCGCGGGGGACGCACCGGCGGCACGGCAGCCGCGAUCCCGCUGCUGAACGCCAGGCGGAGCCGCAGCGCCGCGGCCGCGGGGGAGCGGGGCCCGCUCGCCCCCGCCCGUCCCGUCACGAACCGUCCCGCCGGGUGCGGGGAUGGCCCCUGCCUGCCCGGGGAAGAUGCCGGCUUCAGAGAGGGAACCGGGGAACGGGCAGUCCUCAGAGCGGGACCUGGAAGAGGAAAUCCCCACCCCCAGCAGCCCCUAUCGUCCCGGUUUUCUGCAGCUAAAUUGGGUGUAGGAUAG